CCUGUUCUCUGUCAAUCACACAACAACAGCCAUGGCACCAUGACAGAAAAAGAGUUGCCAAAGUCGAAACCGGAGUCUCGUGAGAGUUGUGACUCUGUAGUGGUCGCGCCGCCUCGAUUGCAGCGGACGGAAACUGGUUCGCUGGUACCACCGAUGUUGUCCCGACGACGUUCCAGUGUCCAUCGCCGGUCACCGACGCUGAGCAGGUACCAAACAACGUCUAUUGACAAGCACUACGAGAUUAGCAAUCAAAUAUUGGCUGCUUGUGAUUCGAAUUACAAUCAGGGAUGCUUGCGCACAGCGUACGCGCUCGGCGUGCAAUAUUUAGAAACGGCCUUGCUGGAAAUCCCCAAACACGGCUACUUUAACAGUGUUCGUCACGAAAGGGAGCGGAUGCAAACAGCACUGCACGCUGUACGGAUCGGCAAUCGGUUGGGAGAGAUUCAGAACAACGAUGUCCCUUGGUCGACAUCCGAUCGAGAACGGCUGGAAAAACUGCAAAAGCUGGCACUCGAACAAGUGGACAAGGCCUCACAAGAUCAGUAUGAAUCCCAACGUGCGGCAACGGAAACCGAAAUUCGGAAACAAGAAUCCUCGGCGGAAUGGGUACUCUGUGAACCCUUCCUAGCUUGUUCGGAGUCAUUAACUUUGAUGCUGCGCCGGGAGGAUCACGAGCCGCGGUAUCACAGUACCUAUUCGCAACGUCCGUUGUCGGGCCAGCAACCGAGACAAUUUGCUUCCGCCGAUUGGGAGGAAUCCGCUAGCGACGCCCAUAAAACACCAACAAUUACAACUAAGCUGUUGGCUUCCAAGGCACCCGUUCCGACCGAUGACUACGUUUUUGCACCCAUCGAUAAGGUCCAAUGUUGCCGGACCGAUAACGCUUAUGCACUUGCCAAAACGGCACCGUACGACACGUCAAAGUCGACCUCCGAACGUCUGUCACGGAAUUUUGUCGAAAAGUUAUCUCUGGAAAAGGCUUUGUUUUUGUCCGGUUUAGAAGUCUUUGAUGAAUCUGUCCAAGGAGACGAAGCUAGGGUCACACCUUUUUCCGGAAGAGAUACAGCGUCCACUUCUUCCACGUGCUUGUCGGCCACGCUACAACUGGCGACACUGUCGUCUAUUUAUCACGAAGAUUUAGAUCAGUUAAGACGAGCAGGUCUGAUAAGGAUUAGUUUUGCGGACACGUAUCAAGGAUGUGUUCCCGGUUCGACGAAUGGCUGCACGGUUAUUGCACCCCUCUUUUGUAUUCACCAUUUGGUGGAAUCGCAAGAAAUUCCAGAUCCCGGCCUACCCGAUGCCACCAUCACCCAUGUUAUCGAUCACGAAACACCUGCCAUUUUACGGCAACUACGAAGGCAACUUGGUUUGUCCGAGCAAGCAUAUUUGAUUCCUUCGGACGUCCACGACUUUUUCAUUGAAAACGGACAACUAGCACAGAGUCAAUUCGUUAAUGUUGUGGGUGGCAACAUUCUGGACGACGUUCACUUGUCGGCGUUUGUCGACUCGUUGGAAGCAGAAUCCGUGAAUGGACGGCAGGUAGCGGCUACUUUAUUCUUCCACGAACAUGUUGUUGCGAUUCUCAAGCUACAACGCGGAAAGGGCAAGUGCUGGUACGACUUCAUCGACAGCUUACCGCUGAGAAAAACCUUAAGCCGUCCCGGCGAAGACGAUAUCCAUUUAGAUCGUCGUCUCGGCGUCAAUCUCGCGCAACCAGAAAUAUCAGACUCAUGUCUACCGAUGACGGCAAGGAUUCGAUGUUUGGAUUCUUCGGCUUUGAAGGUAUUCUUGCGCUGGUACGCGUGCAGCAAGUUCGGGGAAGAAAACGUGUGUUACAUCAACGCAUACGAAUGGGAUGAUCUUCAGUCUGAUUUUGAUCCACGUGUUUUUCAGGCGUUCGUAUGGGCAGACACUGCAUAG
Messenger RNA from Phaeodactylum tricornutum CCAP 1055/1, 1920 nucleotides. RefSeq lists its product with no specific name. The record is from RefSeq and is a predicted model, not a curated record. Lineage: Eukaryota; Bacillariophyta; Bacillariophyceae; Surirellales; Neidiaceae. The coding region runs from base 40 to 1920 and encodes 626 amino acids. The transcript has a single exon.